AGGGAGGCAGAGAGAGGGAGACAGAGACAGAGAGAAAGAGGAGAGAGGAGAGGGAGAAGGAGAUAUGCAAAAAUAUAGUGAGGAAGAGACAGAUAAACAAAGGGACAGAAACAGAGACAGAUUAACCUGGAGUGAAAGAGACAGAAAAAAUAGGAAAAAAAGUCUUUUCAGCUAAAGACAGAAGAACCUGAGACAGAAAAGAGAAACUAAAAAAAAAAAAAAAAAUUAGCCAGAAAAGUGUAGAAAGGCACUCAUUCUGAAGAGCAGAAAACUACUUCUAGAGAAGGAAGAAGUUAACUAACUACUCUCGGACUGGAGCUAACCUGCCUAAACCAGCAAAUUAGCUGGUUCCAGAGGAAAAGGAGGGAAGGGUGGGUAGGUGAAGAAAGGAGUGAGAUUCCCCCCUCUCCUGCUCCUCUCUUCACCAUUCCAGGAGGUUUGGUCCCAUUCCCAGCCUGGGGAAAGGAAAAGAAGGAUCUAGAUUGAUGAUAAUAGAGGUAGGCAAGUCAAUAGCCUCUCUGACUCUCACUAUCUACUCCUAAUCCAAGGCCCCAUGAAGGAGGAAAAACUUGAGCAUGAGGGGCAGCACCCCGAGCCUGGAGGAGCCCCGGAGGAGGAGGAGGAGGGCCUGAUCGAGUUCCACCGUUCUUACCGAGAGCUCUUCCAGUUUUUCUGCAACAAUACCACCAUCCAUGGAGCCAUCCGAUUGGUUUGCUCAAAGCACAAUCGAAUGAAGACAGCCUUCUGGGCUGUGUUGUGGAUAUGCACCUUCAGUAUGAUGUACUGGCAAUUUGCCUUGCUGUUUGGGGAAUACUUCAGCUAUCCGGUUAACCUUAAUAUCAACCUCAAUUCUGACAAGCUCGUCUUUCCUGCAGUCACUGUCUGCACUCUCAACCCAUACAGGUACACUAAAAUCCAAGAAGAACUCGAAGAGUUGGAUCGCAUCACAGAGCAGACACUUUUUGAACUCUAUAAGUACAACUCAUCACGUAUCCCCUCCAACAAGCCUCGUGCCCGGCGGGAUCUCCCGAACACCCUACCCUAUCCUUUACUGAAGAUUCGGGACCCUCAGUCCCUUCAUCGUCACCGAGCCUCUGGGGUCCAGGAGAACAACCCUCAGGUGGAUAAGAACGACUGGAAGAUUGGUUUCAUCUUGUGUAACAAGAACAAAUCAGACUGCUUCUACCAGACCUAUUCCUCGGGGGUGGAUGCUGUCCGAGAGUGGUAUCGUUUUCAUUUUAUCAACAUCCUGGCUCACCUGGACUCCCAAGACCUGGAUGAGGCUGCAUUGGGUAAUUUCAUCUUUGCCUGUCGCUUCAACCAGGUGUCCUGCAACCAGGGGAAUUACUCCCAGUUUCAUCACCCUGUAUAUGGAAAUUGUUACACCUUCAAUGGCAAAAAUAAUUCCAACCUCUGGAUGUCCUCUACUCCUGGGAUCAAUAAUGGUCUGUCCCUGACCCUACGAACAGAACGAAAUGACUUCAUUCCUCUGCUGUCCACAGUGACAGGGGCCAGGGUGAUGGUGCAUGGGCAAGAUGAACCACCAUUCAUGGAUGAUGGUGGCUUCAACCUUCGGCCAGGCGUGGAGACAUCUAUCAGCAUGAGAAAGGAAACCCUGGACCGACUUGGGGGUAACUAUGGGGAUUGUACCAAGAAUGGCAGUGAAAUCCAAGUUGAGAACAUCUACUUUUCCAAAUAUACACAGCAGGUAUGUAUCCACUCCUGCUUCCAGGAAAGCAUGAUCCGGGAGUGUGGAUGUGCAUAUAUGUCCUACCCAAAGCGCGAUGGUGUAGAGUUUUGUGACUAUAAGAAGCACACAGCCUGGGGUUACUGCUAUUAUAAACUUCAGGUUGCCUUCUCCUCAGAUAAUCUUGGAUGUUUUGCCAAGUGCCGGAAGCCCUGUUCAGUAACCAAUUACCAGCUGUCUGCCGGCUACUCCCGCUGGCCUUCUGCAACAUCUCAGGAUUGGGUGUUCCAGAUGUUAUCACUACAAAAUAAUUACACCAUCAGCUCCAAAAGUGGUGUUGCCAAACUCAACAUCUUCUUCAAAGAGCUGAAUUAUAAAGCCAACUCAGAGUCUCCCUCUGUCACGAUGGUCACCCUCCUGUCCAACCUGGGCAGUCAGUGGAGCCUGUGGUUUGGCUCUUCGGUGCUCUCGGUGGUGGAGAUGGCUGAGCUGAUCUUUGACUUCCUGGUCAUCACCUUCAUCUUGCUACUCCGAAGACUCCGGAGCCGCUACUGGGCUCCUGGCCACCCAGCCCAGGGAUCCCAGGAGGUGGCCAUGGAGGCAUCGCUACCCUCUCGAUUCUCCUGCCAUUCAGGUGCCCCCUCAGACCAGCCUGGCCCUGAGCCUUCUGCACCAGUCCCUCCACCAGCCUAUGCCACCUUAAGACCCCAAUCUGUGAGCUGAGACUUGAGAACCAGACAAUAGCCUUGAGGCCGUCUUCCUUGUUGGUCCUAGACAUCCUAGGACCUCAGUUGGCGUGCUUCCCACCAUGUCUAUCAACCCACCACCAUGCUCUCCCCUUUCUAACCUUCCAUUUUCUUUGUGUAGCUGUGGGCCUGGGAUGAGCACUGACUUGUAGAAUUAAAGAAACGCUAGAACUUC
Gracilinanus agilis (Agile Gracile Mouse Opossum) is the source of this 2608-nucleotide messenger RNA. It is a transcript of the gene SCNN1A, whose product is annotated as sodium channel epithelial 1 subunit alpha. The record is from RefSeq and is a predicted model, not a curated record. Gene Ontology annotation, molecular function: ligand-gated sodium channel activity. The coding region runs from base 554 to 2410 and encodes 618 amino acids. Gene Ontology annotation, cellular component: membrane. The transcript has 12 exons. Gene Ontology annotation, biological process: sodium ion transmembrane transport. Lineage: Eukaryota; Metazoa; Chordata; Mammalia; Didelphimorphia; Didelphidae.